Molecule: messenger RNA, 4064 nt
Organism: Aegilops tauschii subsp. strangulata
Lineage: Eukaryota; Viridiplantae; Streptophyta; Magnoliopsida; Poales; Poaceae
Source: RefSeq, a predicted model, not a curated record
UGUACAAGAUACACGGUCUCCGUUUCAUUGUCCGCUGCGUCUCCCUGACGGCCACCGCGGCGCUCCACCUCCACGCCCGCCUCCGCCAGCUGCCUCGCCGCGGCCUGCUUCCGCCUUGGCGCCGCCCGUUCCGCCAUCGCCCUACGCGCCCAACGCCACAGCAGCCAACCGCUUCUGGCACAACAUCCUCGCCGCACUGCUCUAGUCCCGUGGCCUCCGGGCGGCGCGCAGGCUGUUCGACGUAAUGCCUCACAGGGACACCGUCGCCUGCAAUACAAUCCGAUGAUCUCUGGCUACGCUGGAAGUGGACGCGCUGAUGAGGCGCUUCGGCUUGCGCUAAGGAUGAAGGGGCCAUGUGUCAGGCCUAGCGGCCUCACCUUCCCCAUCGCUUGGUCGGUCGUCUGCUCUGCUUCCCAUGGUUCACGCAGCUGCUGUCCAUUACGGCUCUCCCCAACAGAACUCUGUAGUCGGCAAGACCUUGUUGAUGUGCAGUGCAUGUCGUUUGGAGUGUGAAUGUGCAGGACGUCGUGUCAGUGAAUUCUGCCAUGCCAUGUCAGUGUGCAAGGAUGAUGGUCAGAGCAAUGCAGUGUUUGAGUGUUUCCGGUUGAUUAGAAGCCAUGGUUUUUGGUUGACGGAUGUAGCGUGUCAAUGGUGCUUACCAUGUGCACAGAAUCAAGGAUUUGGCUAAGGGUUACCAGCUCUUGGCCCUUUGCAUCAGAACAUGACUCCUGCCAAAUUCUGCCAUUAAUAGUGCUGUUAUCGGCAUGUUGUCCAUGCCUGACAGAUUACCUGAUGCCGUUAGGCUUUUCGAGGAACUGAAAAAAUGGGACUUAGAAACAUGUAAUGUGAUGAUAUCGUGCUAUGCCAGGAGUGGUUUAGUGGAGCAAGCUCUGGGCUUCUUUGUGAUGGCUCUGCGAAAUGGUGUUCUUCCAACCGAGUUCACCUUUGCAAGUGUGCUGAGAUGGAGCUCAUGUUUUGGUCUGUUGAAGCAGGGUGGCCAAAUCCAUGCACUGGUAUAUCAACGUUCCUUGAAGCAUGCCAGGGAACUCUUCAAUGGUGUUUGUGUCAAAGAUUUGUUGAUCAUCAGUAUAUAUCGCAGAAUGGAAGAGGUAGGGAAGCUCUUGAGUGUUUUGGUGAAUAUUGAAGUGUGGUGUCAAGCGAGAUAGAAUUACUAACCGGAGCUUUAUCUACUUGUAGCUUGGUAGAUCUGGUUAAUGAAUGAAUGGAUAUAAUUUUCCUGUUUAAUCCCAAUUACAUUGUCAUUCCUGGCCUGGAGCACUAUGCAUAUGUGACUGACAUGCUAAGCCAUGCAGGAUUGUUUAGACGGGCAGUAGAUUUAAUCGAGAACAAAAUGACAGAUGAGCCUGUUGUUGAUCCUUUUGCUCAAAGGACGGAAAUACGAAGAUUAGGGUUGAUUAUCAAGAAAAGAACAGACAUGGAAAUAUAAAGAACGCUGCAAAAGUUGGUGCUCUGCCAAGGCAAUCAUUUCCUAUUAUCAUCAUCUGCACAUCAUGCACUACUUUUUUUAUUUACCAUUACAUUAGCAACUCAAGUUUCUUAUAUAACGCUUUCUAAAAAAAACCUGUGCAGUCAGCUACAGCUUGCUGCCACAGCUGUGCCUAUCACAGGGACUAAAGCGGAUCUGCCAAGAAAAAUCUAAAAAACAAGAUCUUGCGAAUCUUCAGUCAUAAAUAAGGUUGUGCACCCCACACGAUUUCUUUUAUCAUGGAGUAGGGCAAAUAAAUGCUUGGGAAACGUAUCAAACUAUACUUUCCGGAAAUUUCUAGAAAGUUUCAAAAGGAGAAAGACAGACUAUAUCUUUAAUUGCUUACCGUAUCAGUAUGUAGAAAUCACGCAUAUUCUACAGCUGUGCCAUCCUGCAGCUCUUGCUAUCAAGGUAUAUAAAUACAGUUUUCUUUGCCCAGCUUUGUGCUAAUCGAAGAGAUAAUUUCUUAGGUGCGCAAGAAAUAUGUAUUGCACGGGUAUGUACAAGCUUGUUUGAUUUUUUCUUACAUCAAUCUAGUUAUGCAGUAUUUUUUGGAUCGGUACAAACUAUUUUAGAUCUUUGUGAUUCAGCACCGCAAUGGCCAUUCUCCAGAGUUCUAGAUCUAAGUAUCAAUAUGGUUUCAGCAGUCGUUGACUUUCUUAUUAGGAGGUCAUAAAUCUAACAAAAAUUCAUCCUUGACGCCAAUAGGUAUAGAAAUCGGUGCUUGUCAUGAUCUGAUAGUUAUGAUUCUUCUCAGGGUAGCAUAUGAUUUGGUUGUAGGAAGAUUGUGACCCCAAGAUCUGUAUACUAUCAUUCUCAAAUCUUACUCUUCGUAUUGAACUAUCGGUCAAAGCGGUCCCACGGGAUCUACUGGAUGAACUGGAAGGUUGGGAUUUUGGCAACAUCGUGUGAAUGAUGCCAUCUCUGAAGGGGAUACAAGUGCGGAUGGUGAUAUCAGAAUAUGCGUCUUAAUAUCGAUGAACAAAAUAUGUCUAUAAAUCAUGAAAUAUAGUGUGAAUGGUUAAUCCGUGGUUCACAUAUUCGUAUUUCUUUCUGCUCUGUAUAUUCAUAUCCGCUGCUGGUAUUUGUAUCUUUUUUUUUUUUGAAUAGCCAUACUCAUCUAUCUUUUUAAAAUGGCUAUGAUGUGAAUAUAGUUUUUCUAUAAUCCAGCCGCGUUUGAUGUGAGAAUUCUUAAUUCAAGAGUUAUAGGGAGGGACUUAUGUCACCACAAACAGAAACUAAAGCAGGUGUUGGAUUUCAAGCUGGUGUUAAAGAUUAUAAAUUGACUUACUACACCCUACUUUUUGACCCAUUUUGCCUUUCUAGGUUGGUGGGCGCUUUCGGAGCAAUAUGGAUAAAAGAAAGUAAGUAUUUAUCCGGGAAGCCUCCGCCAAGAUCCAAUUUAUUUAAACCCGCUCCGCGAGCAAGGAGCGCCGCGAGGAGAGCGAGAGAACGAAGUGGGCUUUGGUGAUGUCGGAAUUUUCCACCAUUGUCGCCAUCUUAUUUUCAUUUUCCUUUCUUCGAAACCAUCUGAUGUGCCAGAAAGACGGUCUUGGAAACCUCAGCUUGCAAUGGGUGAUGUUGCUGGUGGAUCACAUGUGUAUCCUGCCUCAGCCUAUCCGCCUGGAGCAACAGUGGCUACAGCUCCUGGCAUCACUCCUGCUGGUUCACAGCCAACGCCACCAUUCCCAGCAAAUCCAGCUCAGCUUAGUGCUCAGAACCAGCUUAUGUACGAGCAGUCGCAGCAGUAUCAGCAGCAGCUCCAGCAACUGCACCAGAGGCGGCUCCAGCAGUUCUGGGCCCAACAACGGUCAGAGAUCGAGCAGGCCACUGACAUCAAGAAGCACCCCGUGCAACUCAAAAGGAUAAGGAAAAUCAUGAAGGCCGAUGAGGGCGUUCACAUGAUCUCGGCAGAAGCUCCGGUGGUGUUUUCGAAAGCAUGCGAGAUGUUGACACUGGAGAUGACGAUGAGGGCAUGGAUGGUCACCAAGGAGAACAAGCGCCAGACCUUGAAGAAGAGCGACGUUGCCGCUGCUGUUGCUAGGACCGACGUCUACGACUUCCUGGCGGACAUAAUCCCCUUGGACGAGAUGAAGGAGGAGGGGGUCGGGCUUCACAGAGCCGGGCCGCCGCCGCCACCCUUGGGGGCUCCGGCUGGCGCAUACCCGUAUUAUUACCCGCCGCAGCUGCAGGUGCCAGGUGCAGCAAUGGUGCACGGUGGCCAGCAGGUGCCGCAGGGCCAUCUGCCGCAUGUGUGGAUAGAUCUUCAGGAACAGCAAGAGAAGGAGGAUCAGCAAUCUGAAAGUGGCUGACAACAUGUGAGCCAUCACUAAAAUUCAGUAUCCUCAUUUUAGCCAGGACAUCCAAAGUUCCAAACUAAUUUUCAGGUUUCGUUCGUAAUAAGUAGAUUAUAUGAUUGUUUGUUUGGUCUGUCGGUAUGGUGGGAGAGAUUUACUAGUUUCCCUCAUGGAGGUUUUGUUGUUGUCGUGGUUUGUUCUUGUCGCGGUGUCUUUAGCGAAUUUGAUUAUGCUUCGAGACGAGUCGGUUAAAAUUUACCGUAGCGUGUCCAUUUCCGUAA